Drosophila melanogaster (fruit fly) is the source of this 1101-nucleotide messenger RNA. RefSeq names its product dim gamma-tubulin 4 (gene dgt4). Gene Ontology annotation, cellular component: spindle. The transcript has 2 exons. The coding region runs from base 400 to 966 and encodes 188 amino acids. NCBI's taxonomy places the organism in Eukaryota, Metazoa, Arthropoda, Insecta, Diptera, Drosophilidae. The record is from RefSeq and is marked reviewed.
CGUGUUCGUCGCCUAACUGGCAACGCUGUCGCGCGAGAGUCGCCGGACAUUUGGUGCUUGGAAGGGAAGGUGAAAUAUGCUGCUAAAGAAGUGAAAUUGAAUUGAAAGGGAAUUACUUUUUACAGUACUUGGUUUCCGUGCUGCAAGGAAUUGACUUGUUUUUAAACGUUAACUUCAUUUGCAUGGCUUACAUUUUUAGCCCCAAAAUCAAUAAGAGCUGGUUUCCCAACUAUCGUUAUUAAUAGCCAAAUUUGACUCGAACAUAGCUACGCGCCUAUCGUUACAAAAAUCUCCGUUAGCCGACUUCAAAUGCUACCGAUAGCAGCUGCGAAAGCGAUAGCGUCGGCAAUCGAAUCCGAAUUUCCCACUUUAAAAACUAAGAAGUUUUUGUAAGCCACUAUGGAAACUCCACCCACUCCCACCACGACCACACCGCCAUCAUUGACAACUGAGGGCACCAUGGACGACAUCCAAUACCUGCUGCACCUGGAGGCGAUGCGCCGUUUUCAGGAAGACAGCCGCAAUGUAAAGCGCCAGGUGGAGGAGCAAGUACGCAUUUGGCUGGACGCCAAGUGUGAGUAUCAGCGGGACUUUGGGCGGCUGGCGAGGCUCCUGAAGUGCGGAGCCCUGCAGGCGGCCGUGGAUGCCCAUCGUGUAUCUGAUGUGAAUCAAGUCGACCAGGCGGCCAAGGAUAUCGCUAGUUUGCGAUCCAAACUGGGCAGUGAUCUGCGUCCCGCCAUUCUGGACUCCAACGAUGUGAAGCAGUGCCUGGAACAUCUGAACACCACCCACAAACCGCGCCUAAAUCUAUGCCGGCAACAACGGGAGUUCGCCCAGAACCAAGAAGCUCUAAGAAGUUUGCGUACCGCCGUCGAUGGAUUGGAGAAUGGUAUGGAGAUGGGCAUGAUACAGGCAAUGGACCGCCUUGUGGAGGAUCUUCUCCCACCGCGGGAAACAAACAACUAGCCGGUCGUCUCAAAAGUAUAUAUAAUAUUGUAUGAUAUAAACUAGUUUAUAACAUUAAAAACGGAAACUGUAAAUGAAAACUACAAGCUACAACGAAGCCAGGAUCAUCCGAUGAAGAAUAUUGGUAGCGGAAAU